AAUCUUUCAGAUUCCACUGCACAUUAUCGUUCAUAUUUUGCGCUUAAAUAUCGACUUGAUCCACAUGGACCUCACAGCUAUGUCAGUCGACAUACACUACUAUCACAUCAUCAAUAUCUACCGGCUGUUACCGUGGCAGCCCGUCAUGAUUAUCACACUUUACAGCAAAAUCCACGCCACCUAACAUCGGUGCCUUUACCAUACAGUUAUCACAGUAGUCGGUAUUUCCGUUUGGGUCAAGGCCUUUACGAACAACCUUCCUCUAAAGUUGAGGUAACCGUACAAAAUAUGAAAAAUAAACAAAAGGAAAAAGUUGAAGAAAUACUUAAAGAAGCCACCGCUGCGACAGCAGCUGCAAGUGAUAAUAAAAUGGUGGAGGCCACCCCAAAACCGGUUGCCAUUAAGAAACCUUUAAAGACCCGCAUUUGGGAAGAGAUUGUACAUUAUUAUCAUGGUUUCCGUUUGCUAUUUAUCGAUAUCAAUAUUUGUCGCAAAUUGCUGUGGCGUGUGCUGAAUGGCAAAACUUUGACCAGAAGAGAAAAUAAGCUUUUGGUGCGCACCACUUCUGAUGUGUUCCGCUUGAUACCAUUCUCGGUAUUUAUUAUAGUUCCUUUUAUGGAAUUGGCUCUGCCUUUGUUUAUAAAAUUUUUCCCCGGCAUGUUGCCAUCGACAUUCCAAACUAGCAAGGAAAGGGAGGAUAAACUAAAACAGGCUUUGCAAGUGCGUUUGGAAAUGGCCAAAUUCUUGCAAAAGACUUUGGAUGAAAUGACCGUGCAGCAUAAGGAGCACAAGAGUGAGGAAGCCAAACAGUUUGAAUUAUUCUUUCAAAAGAUCAGGGAUCCCAAUGAGCAGGUAUCCAAUGAUGACAUUAUAAAGUUUGCCAAACGCUUUGAAGAUGAAAUCACAUUGGAUUCUCUCAGCGGUGAGCAGUUGUCAGCCUUGUGUAGGGUUCUAGAGUUGAAUACAGUGGGUACAUCGAAUCUAUUAAGAUUCCAAUUACGUUUGAAAUUACGGUCGUUGGCUGCAGAUGAUCGUGUCAUAGAACGUGAGGGUGUUAAUUCCCUGGAUUUAUGGGAAUUACAACAGGCUUGCAAGGCUCGCGGCAUGCGUGCCUAUGGCCUAACUAAGGAACGUAUGCAAAAACAAUUGCAAGAAUGGAUUGACUUAUCGCUAAAUGAAAAAGUACCUCCCACUUUGCUUUUGCUCUCGAGAGCAAUAUCUAUUUCGGAUGAUUCCAUUACCACCGAUAAGCUUAAGGAAACCCUUAGAGUAUUACCCGAUUCGUUGGCCAAUCAAACUAAGGCCGCCAUUGGUGAACGUGAAGGCAAAAUCGAUAACAAAGUCAAACUGGAAAUUAUCAAAGAGGAAGUGCGCAAAAUCCAAGAAGAACGCGAAGAAGAAAGACAAGAAGCCAAAGCUAACGCCCAAAAGGAAGAAAUGCUCGACAAGGCUAAACUUAUUGAAGAUGUCAGUGCUGAGCUUAUAGAUCGCGCCAAGGAUGUAACAGAUCAAGUACCACCAUUGGAAAGAGUAAAACCCAUUGUCUCAACUGUUCUCACUGAAGCCCAAACCGCUAAGGUGGCUGAAACCGCUAAGGCUAAGGAUGAAGAAGAGAAAUCUAUUUCCUCCAAGGAUGUAGAACUCUUAUCGGAAGCCUUGAAAACUCUCUCCACCGAUAAGAAAAUGGUCGUCGAAAAGGAAACCAUCAAAGAUCUCAAAACUGAACUGGAAGAAUACAAAGAAGAUGUUGAAGAACUACGUGAAGUGCGUCAAGUUGUACAGGAGCCCGUCCAUGAAAGUCGUGCCGCCAAAAUGCUAUUCAAAAAGGUUAAUAGCAUGAUUGGUCAAUUGGACAAGGUGCUAACGGAUUUGGAAGAAAAACAAAACAAGGUUAAGGCUCAGGAUCUUAUUGGGGAGGAGCUGACCAAGGAGCAAGAGGAAGCCAAACGUCGUCAACAGGAUAUUGUGCAAAUCGAUGAAUUGGUGCAGACUAUUAAGAAAUUGAAACAAACGUCAGAUGAGUCAAGACUUAAACAAAUUGAAAAUGUUUUAAGUAAAUUGGAUGCUGACAAAGAUGGUGCCAUAUCUGUGGAUGAAGUGCUUAAGGUAAGUUUUGAAAUAAACUAGAAAGAAUUAUAAUCA
This is a messenger RNA of Lucilia cuprina (Australian sheep blowfly), 2142 nucleotides long. It is a transcript of the gene Letm1, whose product is annotated as mitochondrial proton/calcium exchanger protein. The transcript has 2 exons. Gene Ontology annotation, molecular function: calcium ion binding; ribosome binding. The annotation marks the transcript as partial. Gene Ontology annotation, cellular component: mitochondrial inner membrane. The record is from RefSeq and is a predicted model, not a curated record. Gene Ontology annotation, biological process: intracellular monoatomic cation homeostasis. NCBI's taxonomy places the organism in Eukaryota, Metazoa, Arthropoda, Insecta, Diptera, Calliphoridae.